UCGAGUUCGAUUCCCGGCCGCUCCCGCGGGGACAACUUUUUUUCCCGCGCGGGGCUGGCGCAUCCCGACGGAGCGGUCGCGGCCGUCGGGCAACUCGCGGCCGACUGAGCGACCCCCCCGGACUGCGGGUGCCGUGCCCCACCCUGGGGCAGCCGACGGCGCGCGGCCGGAGCCGCCGUGACUCGCCGGGGCGGCGGCUGAAGGUUUUGAAGCAGAUGUUGGAAGAUGUUAGCUGUGGAUACUGGGGUUGUGGAGGAGUGGUUAUCAGAGUUCAAGACAUUGCCAGAAGCAUCCAUAUCCAACUAUGCUACCAGCUUGAAAGAUAAGACUGCUUUGAUUUCAUCUCUUUACAAAGUAAUUCAGGAGCCACAGAGUGAACUUCUGGAGCCAGUUUGCCAUCAGCUUUUUGAGUUCUAUCGCAGUGGUGAGGAACAAUUGCUACGGUUUACGCUGCAGUUUCUGCCAGAAUUGAUGUGGUGCUAUCUUGCUGUCUCAGCCAGCAGAGAUUUGCAGAGCAGUGGAUGCAUACAGGCUCUUCUCCUAGGAGUUUAUAACUUGGAGAUAGUUGACAAAGAGGGACAUAGCAAAGUGCUGAGUUUCACAAUUCCAUCUUUGUCCAAACCUUCAAUCUAUCAUGAACCUUCCAGCAUUGGCUCCAUGGCUCUCACGGAAGGAGCUUUGUCGCAGCACGGAUUGUCCCGGGUUGUGUACAGUGGACCUCACCCUCAGAGGGAGAUGCUGACAGCCCAGAACAGGUUUGAAGUGCUGACCUUCCUUCUGCUCUGUUACAAUGCUGCCUUAAGCCACAUGCCUGCAAUGUCUCUUCAGUCAUUGUGUCAAAUUUGUUCAAGAAUUUGUGUCUGUGGAUAUCCUCGCCAACAAGUGAGAAAGUACAAGGGAUUCAACAGCAGGAUUCCAGUUUCAUCUGAAUUCAUGGUGCAAAUGCUAACAGGGAUCUAUUAUGCCUUUUAUAAUGGAGAGUGGGAUCUGGCUCGUAAAGCUAUGGAUGAUGUUUUGUACAGAGCUCAGCUUGAACUGUAUCCAGAACCUCUGCUGGUUGCUAAUGCAAUAAAAGCUUCACUGCCUCAGGGUGCCAUGAAAUCUAGUAAAGAAGGUACAAGAUGCAUUCAGGUUGAAAUUACACCUACUUCAUCCAGAAUAUCAAGAAAUGCUGUGACUAGCAUGUCUAUAAGAGGGCAUAGAUGGAAAAGGCAUGAUAAUUCUGAUUUAGCAAUUGAAGAAGAACUGAUAGAAGUAUCUGAAACGGAUGAAGGAUUUUACUCUAGGGCUACUUCUGGUACGAGUCAGUCUGCCCUAUCUAACAGCAGCACCCCGAGCAGCAAGAACCUCUUAGGGAAGAGCCAACGAAGGUCUGGAGGAAGCAAACCUGGAGGAAAGGAGGGGGAAGCCUGCAGAGAGCAUUUAUCACGGAAACAAACUCAGAGAGCCAUGAGUGAGAAUCUAGAGCUUGUCUCUCUGAAGAGACUGACACUGACAACCAGCCAGUCCCUGCCUAAGCCUGGCAGCCAUAGCCUGGCCAGAACGACCACUACUGUGUUUAGUAAAUCCUUUGAACAGGUCAGUGGUGUCCCAGUUCCAAAUAAUCGUGGUGGUGUCUCUGGUACAGAAGCAAACAGGUUUUCAGCGUGCAGUCUUCAGGAGGAAAAACUGAUAUAUGGAACAGAAAGAACAGAUCUGCCUAUUUUAAACAAACAACCUAAUCAGCAGCGACCUCCUAGUAUUAGCAUAACUUUGUCAACAGAUUGAUAUUAAAUUGGCCAGUAUAAAAAAUAAGUUACUGAGACUAUCCUGAUAUUGGUACAUUAAGCUCUUAAUAUGCCAUACAUUACUUCCUUAAGUCUCAAACCCAUAAAUUCUUACUUGGCUCAUGUUUGACAGUAAUAGUGAAUAGACAGCAGUUACAAUUACUUUGAAUCAGCUUCUGAUAGCUUUACAGCUUCAUGAAAAUGUAUACCUUCACUGGCUGAGCAAGCAAGCAUUAAUUGGUUGGUUGUCACUGACCAAGGUGUGUGGCUUCUUAAAGAUGUACAAUGUGGGAACAAGCAGAGUGUCUCUCCCAGAUUUUACUUUUUGUCUUCCAUUUGGCAUAGGCAAAACUGCAAUUACUCAGGGGUUUUUUAGGAGGAGUCUUGCGGUAUUGUCAUGCAAUUUUGGAAGAGCACUGUAAGAACAAACAUUGUCUUAGAUGUAAGCUAUGCUUACAUAUGAGGUUAAACUAGAAGCAUCACUUCAGUGUUUGAUGUUCUGGUGGCUUUUGUAUUGGUAGUUAGUACAUGUAGCAAUGUUCGUACUUCUUUAUGCCUGUGGAAUUUUAGAUGCAUUUUGGUUUACCUAUAUGUCUUCAAAACUGGGCCUAAAUUAAUACAGCAGCAGUGCUUGUGGCUGGGAGUUAUUAUCAAUUGCUGUAAUAGUCACUCUUUAGACUUAAAAAUUAUGUGGCAUACUGUUUCUUGAGGAUUCUUAAAUAUCAGUUUCAAAACUACUCAGUGAGAAGUCAGUCAUCAGUAUUUUUAUUGCCUGUUGGGAGGAGAUGUGCUUGUGUACUACUGUGAUGUGGAAAUACAAGCCCUUUGCACUGACUCAAGCAAAUCAGGGGUGUGAAUGUGCUUAACAUGAAUUUUGUGCUUGAGACAAAGAGAAUACUACCAAAGGAUGUGUACUUUCAGUAACUUGCAAGCACAAAGGGGAACUAUAAUGUAAAUAUAACUAGCAGUGUAAUUCCUAGGGUUUUUUAUAUCUAUUAUUUUUCUAGUUUGAAAUUCUAAACCAGCAACCUGUUCAAGGUUUUACCUAACCAUUAACCUUCAGUGAGUUUGACAACAACUUUUAUAAUGUUAAGAUUUUAAUUAAAAAUGGACGUGAAAACUUCUUAGGCAGAAAUCUGAAGAAGCAGUUGCUAACAAAACCACUCCAGUUGCAGUUAUUAGCUGAUGAACAGAUAAUAUAUUAUUAUGAGUGGAGAAGUAGGAUGAAGACCUAAGGCAUAGUUGCUCCCAAAUGUCCAGAGUUCUGCAGCUGUUAAUCCAUUAUUGUCAAGAACAUUGUAAAAAAACAAACACUAAAAUUUUGGUAGAUUUUCCCAUUUGCUUGGAGAUAAGUUUUAGAUACUUUUGUCUUUAACUGAAGCACAAGUAACUUUUAAACAGCUAAUGUUAUUGAAGUUCAUAGCAAUUAAUAAGCUGGUUAAUCAGUGAAAAAAAAAGUAAGUUGUAUAGUUGUACUAAUAAGACCACAGGCUAGAUGUAUACAUUCCUGAGAAUUCACCAAAGUAUGCAGAAUAAUCCCCUCAGUCUGUAGAUGUUUAUAUAUACCUGAACACCUGAGUUUAAGGGAAAAUGCCAUUUUCUCAUUCUUCAUUUUGUUGUGUGACACUGUUCUAUUCUAGUAAUGCAGUACUUCAUCUUUUUAUAGCAAAGUAUUUUUCUAAUUUUACACAAAAACUUACAUUCCUAAUGGAUAAACUACAAAUUUGCCCUGUUUAGUUUUUAGUACUUUGGCCAGUGAGAAAAACUGGUUCUUUGAGGUUGUUUUUGUAAGUAUUUUUUACAGCAGAAAAUCUAGUCUCGUUUUUAUAGGCUUUUCUGCAAUACACAUUAGACAGGAGAUUUGUUUCACAUUGACUAAUGCAUCUGGCUGCUGGACAUGCAUAACCAAGAGCAGCAGCAGGGUGGGUGUUAGGCAGCUGAUGGUAGCCAUUGGCUAUCUCUACACACACUGAAUGUAGAGCUCUUCCUUCCCUUGAAAUUCGAUCUAAAUGUUGCAAAGAAAUAACCUGCAGAAUUCACAGCAGUUUCCUAAUCUGUUUUUGCAGUGUAGGAUCUAAAGAACACAUUAGAAAAAAUUUGCAGUAAUUUAAAUUGACAUAAAACUAAAAGAGUAGAUAAAUCAAAUUGCAGUAGACAAAUAUUUGUUGUUAUGGUGUUAGUUGCAAGGUAGUGUUGAGGGGCUAGAAUUUUUGAGAAUUCUGCUGGUUUUGCUUUGUUUCAUUUAAUUAAUAAUUAUUUGUUACCUCCAUGGUAGACUCUUUCAAGCUGGGUGUUGGUGUAAAAGAUAUUUAUCAUACUGGGAAGAUUUAGCUCUAAAUAAUUAGGAUUUCAAAUUAGUAUCUAAAAUGCCAUAAAGUGUAGAUAUGUAACAUAAUGUUUCCAGUAAUCUUGGCCACAAGCCAAAUGGUGUUGAAAUGAAGUUAGUUUUUCCUUUUAUUUUAUCCAGCUGGUCUGGCUCGAACCCAAGACAUAGGCUCAUGUUGGUACAACUGAAAUAACAUAAGUCCUUAUUCUUUUUUGAGAAAAGGAUAAAAGGAAAGGUUCUUGGUACUAAAGAUUGUUCUGUCCCUACAUAUGUGGCUUCAUAUAAACAUGUUUGCAUUGGUCUCUGGAGAAACUUACCCAGUGAUGAGUGUGUUUUUGUGAGCUGACAUCACGCCUUCAUACUGAUGGAGUCUGAAGAAACUUUGAGUUGUGCGUCUUUCUUUACUUAAAAAUUGAAAAGUUUAAAAAAAAAAAAAAAAAAAAGGCACAAGAGAGCAGAGUGAGGGCAGAAUUAUUUGUUGUCCAAAUAUCCAUGGUGCAGGAUUAGGAGAGGGGUGUGAAGAGUGGUGGGGGAAAUAGGGCAGGAAGCAGGUAUUUCUAAAAUUGUUAAACUCUGGGGGUUUGAGCCAUAUUCAGUCACCUCCGACUGUCAGAUGCAAAAUCUUUGUUAAAGAAGUAGAUGUCUUCUAACAGUGUAAAGGAAACCUAUUAAGACACCACAUAUUACAGUCUGCCUGGGAGUGGGUAGUUCUGAUGAAUACCUUCCAAACAUACACAGCUGCACCAUUCUUCUGGGAAAAUGUUCUGUAGGAGUGAAUCAUCUCACACUGUAAUAAGAGAAGUUGUUUCAAUGCUGACGUUUAUAACUGACCUUACUGUUCCAAAUCAGAGGGCACUGUUUCCAAGGGUGGCUUUGAACAGCAACACUUGCAAAACUCAUUGAGGCUGAGAAGAAUUAUUUUUGUUCUGAGAGCGUGUAACAUUUGUGCAAAAAGUGUAUGACCUCUAACCACUUGCUGCAGAGCUGCAAUGAUUUUUCUGAAUGGAUUUAAAUGUCUUGAAUUACCUUGAUUACCUAAUAAAUUUGAAAGGUACAGAAAUAGAGCUUUUUUAGCCACACUUCUCUCUAAGGAGGUUUCCUAUGAGAAAUUCUAGAAAUUUCUAAUGUAAUUGUCCAAUACCUUUUGUUGGUGUUAGAGGCUUACAGUGCUGUAUAUAGAUGUAUAAUAUAUUGCCUUUUGUAUUUGUAUAAUUCUACUUCUACGACUAGAUGGGCACAUUUGAUAUUCCCUGAAGUCUGUGGAAUAUCUGCAUCAGUCUGUAGAUGUCUGUGUUCACAUGAGAAUCUGAAUUUAAGCAACUGCCACACUUUAAUUCUUCAGCUCAUUGUGUGACACUGUUUUAGAAGCACAGUUUUUCACCUUUUUUGCAGUGAAGUGUUCUCUUGAUUGUACAUGAAAACUUACAUUCCUAAUGUAUAGGCUACAAGAUUGUCUUUUUAGUGUUUAAUAAUUUUGGCAGUAAAAUAAAUUUGGGUUUUUUUGAAGUUGUAUGCUUUUGUAAACACUUUGUACAGCAGAAAAUUUUGCCUCUUUACAGACUUCAUUGACACACACAUUACAUAGCAACAUAUUUGUUCAGUUUUCAUUCUAUACAUCCAGAAGUCAUAGCAAGGUUGACUUAAAAUAUGCUGAAUACCCGUUUUUACAACUAGGGUCUACAAGUGCAGGCCUGUCAGGAAGGACACCAUGGUUGAGAAGCGCUGAUGGGGGAAGGGGAAUUCAAGCAGAUGAGUUGCACAUUGGCAGAAGCAGGUUGGGGUCCUGUCAGUAAAGCAGCACUUCUUGGGCAGCUUCGUAGUUUUGGUGGUGUGGAUAUUAACAGUGGUUUGAUACCCUGGACACAGUGCAGAUUAUGUAUCUCUGGGGGCUGUUCUUGCUGGUAACAACAGAAGCAAAGGUGGCAGUGAGUACCUUGGCCUUUUCUGUAUCUCCUGUCAGCUGCUCCUCUCUGCCCCACUCAGCUGUUCCUUCCUGUUGCUGAUGAUCUCUCUGUUAGAUCUUUUUUUCCAUUGUCCUUCACCUUCUUUGCCAUAUUGCACUUCAUUUGAGCUUUGUCUUUCCUAACCCCACAUGUGCAUGCUUUGAUGGUGCAUCUCCACAGGUUACCUGCUCUUGCUUCCACCUCUUGUCUGCUGCUUUUUCAUGUCUAGUCCAGAUCUCCUGGUUCAUGAUUCCGUGCCCUCUGCCGCCUGUGCUUGCUUUUCUGUGUUGUAGCCAUAGACCAUUCUUAAACCUGGAAGAGAUGGUUGUUGAACAUCCUCCAGCUCUCCUGGGCCUUUCUCUUCAGGAUGGUCUCCCAUGGGCAUCUGCAGAGAAAUUCCUUUGCAAGGCAAGCUCUGUUCUGUAGGUCCAGGGUCAUGAUCCUGCAUUUAGCUCAGGGUUUUUUUUCCUUUGCCCUUACAAAUGUAGUCUCUGGUGCAAUGCUGUAGAGAAACCUGGAUGAAUGAAAGAGCUGUAGUAGAGGGAGCAGUGGGAGAUCUCACUGCAUAGAUUCCUGGUUUUCAGAUGUCAGUCUUUAUCUUUUGAAUGGAGAAAAUUAAAUUUCCUUUAAUUUAAAUGGGUGAGAAAGGAAAUGUGAUUCCAAUCAUUGGAGUAGGUAGAAGUUUUCCUUUGCAAAAGAUACAAAUUAGACUUGAUGCUGUGAUUGUCCUGUAAGUGUGCAGGAUUUGCAAUUGCAGUUACAGUGAGUGAAAGUGCUUAAAAUGGGCUCUUACGUCGUUUCAGGGUCAGGUAGCUAUUGGUCAGUGAAAGACAUCAUCAAUUGCAAGACCUUUUCCCUUCCCAAAAUCCGAUACUCCAAAAUCCUGUCUGUAUUUGAAGGAUGAGAGUAUAGCUGAGAGCCUGCUGGACAAUUUCCAGCGAAAGGGGGUGUAUUGAAGGUAUCAAGGCAAUUAGUAACGAGUUACAGAAAUUACAUUUGUUCCUACAGACUUCACAGCUGGUUGCCCGCACUGAGCUUGUAAUAGUUGUUUUUCAUGUUUUAUGUUAAUCUGGCUGUGUAUUAAAGAUGACUUCAGUAUGGGGGUUUUCUCCCAGCCCACAGCUGCCAGGUAACAAAUACACCUGCUAAUUCAGGGUAGUGGGAAGAAUGUCACAGUGAAACUGCAGAAGCCUUUGUGAAGCAAGCCUUCGUAUCGCACGGUGCUUGCCUCGUUAACUUGAUUCCUGAAAUAAGGUUGUGUUUAAUCAUCUGCUACUCUACAUGUGCAGGGACAAUACAGAAAUUUAAUGGUGCGGAAGGACUUGUGGAAGUCAGUCUGAGUCACGCAGCACUUCUGACAAGUUGUUCUCAUCAGCAGUGCUGACUAAUCCUGGCAGUCCUCCACCUAGACUUGCUUGGUCUGGAGUACGAUGGUAAGCUUUCGUGCUGGGAGAGGGCACAUUUCAGAGGUGAUAACAAGUGUCAGCUUCUGCCUCCACAACACACAACAAAGUAAAUGAAAGCAUGUCAUGCAUGGGCAUAAGAAGUUCUUGGUGUGGACAGCAUUUCUGCAAUACAAAUAGUCAACCAGGAUAAUGAACAUUCAGUGCUUUGGAAAGACACUUUCUUCAUGUAUGAAAUUUUGGAAUCACAAAAUGAUUUGGGUUGGAAAGGGGCUGAAAGAUCAUCUGGUUUCAGUUCCCUUGCCAUGGUCACCUAUGUGGCCACCACUAGACCAGGUGGCUCAGAGCCCCAUCUAACCUGGCCUUGAACACUUCCAGGGAUGGGCAUCCACAGCCUCUCUGGGCAACCUGUUCUGGUGCCUCACCACUCUCACAGUAAAGAAUUUUUUCCCUAAUAUCUAAUGUAAACUUACUCUCAGUUUGAAUCCAUUACCCCUUAUCGAGUCACUACAUGCACUUGUACAUCGUCUUUGAUUUCACUGAAUCACUGAAUAUCACUCAUUUAAAAAUUACAUAUAAAGCAUAUAUGUUAUGUGUGUGUGUAUUUUACACAUAUUGUUUUCCUCUUGAGCUAUCAAGGUAUGGAGAUUGUAGAACUGCCAUGGAGACUGCUGGAGCUGGCAAAAGCUUGUAACAGCUCUGGUGUCGAUGACUUAGGAUACCAUCUAAAGCAGAUGUAGCUAGGCACUGAAUGGUUGUAUUGUCUCUUGUAUAUUUUCCUCGUGGUUUUAUCUGCCAGCAGUAAAUUGAUUUGAGUGCAAAUUGUAAAGGCUCUUGAAGUUAGUCAUUAAAGAUGUUUUCUUUUAAAAAA
Molecule: messenger RNA, 8309 nt
Organism: Prinia subflava (tawny-flanked prinia)
Lineage: Eukaryota; Metazoa; Chordata; Aves; Passeriformes; Cisticolidae
Gene: HYCC1
Product: hyccin PI4KA lipid kinase complex subunit 1
Exons: 11
Coding region: 226-1767 (513 amino acids)
Biological process (GO): phosphatidylinositol phosphate biosynthetic process; protein localization to plasma membrane
Cellular component (GO): plasma membrane
Source: RefSeq, a predicted model, not a curated record